UCCCACCCCCGGUCGUGACGUGUGAGCGCGGUGCCAUGGCUGCCGCCGUGCGGGACUGCCUGGAGCUCCAGCUGCUGGAGCUGGAAAUGCUCUUGUCCAUGUUCCCCAAGAAAGGGGAGAUCAGCCUGGACGGGGCUGCCGUGCCCGCCCUGCAGCGCUACAUGAGGGACGGCGGCCAGUUCCUGCCCCCGAGGCUCGAAUAUUCGGUCGCUGUCGAUGUCGGGGAGCCGGAGGUCAAAGUGGAACUGCAGGUACAGUUGCCUCACAUGUAUCCCCAUGUGGCUCCUCAGCUUUUUGCAAGAUCAAAUGCACUGCACAGGCAGCAACAGCUGCAGCUCAACACUCUUCUCGCUUCUCACAUCAGCUCUUUGGAUUCAGGUGAACUGUGCGUAUGUGAAGCUGUGCGGUGGCUGAAAGAGAACAGCCUGCCUUACUUGGAAAACAAUAAGGCCUCUGCUGAUAGUGUUUCAAAGGAAGCAGUAGUUAAAGAAACAAUUCAACGUAUGUGGAUCUACAGCCAUCAUAUAUACAGGCAGGAACUGAGGAAGAAGAUCUUUGAGUGUGCCAAGAAAUUAAACCUGACUGGUUUCUGCUUGACAGGAAAACCCGGGGUGAUCUGUGUGGAGGGAGGCAGAGAAAACUGUGAGGAGUUCUGGCGUGUUAUCAGAUAUCCCAACUGGAAGCAUAUUUCAUGCAAACACGUGGAGACUGUGGAAGCAGAGGGAAGCGCUGAUAACCUGCGCCUCUUUCGAACGUUUGAAGACUUGCAGUUUCAGGCCCAUGGUGAUUAUGGCCUGAGGAAUGACUAUCACAUGGAUCUGGGCCAGUUCCUUGAGUUCCUGAAACAGCAUCAAAGUGAACAUGUUUUUCAGAUUUUAUUUGGUGUUGAAGGCAAACUUGCAGACAAAUAAGAAAAUAACCAUAUAAAAGAAUGCUGACUUUGGACAGCGAGAGAUGCAGCUGACAUGGUAAUUUGUCCCUAGCUAUGGCUGCUGUGAAAAGGGAAACUCGGUGUUGAAGACAGAAGGACAAUUGAAGUAGAUAUUCCUGGCUCUGUUCUGAGUUGCAGUGUGUUUUUUGAAAGAGAUGCGUCUGCUCUCACUUUAUUCAGCCCAUCCAAGAAAAGCAAAGACUCUUGUGCCCAACCACAGCACUGAGUUUUGCAUUUAAUAGAGGGGUAGGAGGGAGGGGGAAGAAAGCCCACAUCACCCCAUCAUUUGUAGGCUUUGGGUAGUAUCUGUCUUUACAAUGCUAGCGUUAUUGCCACCAUUUCCAGUAUCUUCCUCCUCUCAUCUCAUUAGGAUCUGGUUACAUUAAUGGUAGCAGUUGCUCAAAUCAUUCUUUUUUUAUUGCUGGGCCUAGCACACUGAAAAGCUACUACAUAAAGAAAUAUAUAUAUUGUGUGUGUCUAUAUACAUAUAAAAGGACUGUCGUAUUUAAAUGUUAUCAAUAGAUGAAGACUGUGCCUGAGGAGUCCGAAAUAGCUGUGCCUUAAAGAACCACCACAGCACUGACCUCUGCCUUCUCCCUAAGCAACAUAGUAGGUAAACUGGUAGACAGCAGUAAAACCACCCUUACUCUUGAGGUUUGGAUGCCCAAAUCUAAAAAUCAAGCUAUUUGGUUAGCAGCUAUUUAAAAGCUGUGUUUCGGUACACUGUACCAAUGAGUACAUUGUUAAUAAUGGGGAUGCUUUGGCUGCCUAUUUAUUAUACUCUGAUAUUCUCUCUUUGCGAGGGACAUUGACUGCCUUUAUGCCGAACAAUUGCAGUGCGGUUAUCCUGCUGGGGAAAUGAAAUCUCUGACAAUUCACAGGACUGUAGCUGCAUUGUUAGAAUAUUUUAAUGCUGCCGAAUAAUUGUCAGCAAAGGUUCUGCAGGUUCAGUUCUCAUUCUAUGUAUUUCUUCAUUUUCCACUGUACCAUAGAAUCACAAGGUCGGAAAGAACCUACAAGAUCAUCUAGUCCAACCGUUCUCCGUUUACCAUACCUACAGAAAACCACUAAACCAUGUCUCCUAGCUCCCAUCUGUCUGCUGAAGUUCUCAUUGACAUGUAUGACAAAUCUCUGAACUCAAGGUACAGCCACUCAAUUUGACAUCCAAAGACACUUAACAGCCAUAGCGUAGGAUGUAUCAAGUGCAAUAACAGUUGGAAAGCAACCGACACAAAUACAACCCUCAGAUUAAUGUU
Molecule: messenger RNA, 2187 nt
Organism: Coturnix japonica (Japanese quail)
Lineage: Eukaryota; Metazoa; Chordata; Aves; Galliformes; Phasianidae
Gene: RWDD2A
Product: RWD domain containing 2A
Molecular function (GO): protein binding
Source: RefSeq, a predicted model, not a curated record